This is a messenger RNA of Neurospora hispaniola, 261 nucleotides long. RefSeq lists its product as uncharacterized. NCBI's taxonomy places the organism in Eukaryota, Fungi, Ascomycota, Sordariomycetes, Sordariales, Sordariaceae. The coding region runs from base 1 to 261 and encodes 86 amino acids. The transcript has 4 exons. The record is from RefSeq and is a predicted model, not a curated record.
AUGCCUGUCCCAUUCGAGGCCCUCAUUCCCUAUGCCAUCAUCGUCACGAUGUUCGGCGUCACGGGCGCCGGCCUGUCUGCCAUCAAGACUGCCCAGAACGGCGGCAAGAAGGCGAGAUGGUCGUUGGAUACCUGGGAUAGAGUGCUGAUGGACCGCGACCGCAGACUUACCGGAUGGUUACGAGGGCAAACAGAUGCCGCAGAUGCGCCUUAUGGGUUUGAGUACAACAACCCGUGGAGAGUUGAGAAACGGUUUUCGUGA